Rosa chinensis is the source of this 843-nucleotide messenger RNA. RefSeq lists its product as uncharacterized. The record is from RefSeq and is a predicted model, not a curated record. The transcript has 4 exons. The coding region runs from base 1 to 843 and encodes 280 amino acids. Lineage: Eukaryota; Viridiplantae; Streptophyta; Magnoliopsida; Rosales; Rosaceae.
AUGAAGAAAUUGUGGGCUAAGUAUCGACAAUCUCGAGAUGAAGAUCAUGAAGAGAUGUGUACGACUAAUGCUCUUGUGGUAGCAGCAGUCGCUGAAGCUGAAGCUUCCUCCGGAUCACGAAGACGGGGUUCUCAACCUGGGCGUGCACCAAAUGAGGAGCGAUUUAGGGAAUCAAGAAGGAAAAACAUGAUGGAAGAUUACUUUGUGGAGCGUCCAGUUUUCAGUGAAGAGGUAUUCCGGACACGGUACAGGAUGAGUAACAAUGUUUUCAACCGCAUCUCUCGUGACCUUUGUCGCUAUGCCAGGGCGGAUCAAUGCGCUGAGUAUUGUCGGAUGGUGAAAUCUACCUCCAUCGAGGCUCUGAAACGAUUUACAAGAGGAAUCGUUAAUCUGUACUCGGUAGAAUACCUCUGGCCUUGUUGGGCUGGAGAAUACAGCGGUCGAAAACGUGUACCCACUAUCAUCCUCGAAGCAGUCGCAUCUUAUGACACAUGGAUAUGGCAUGCCUUCUUUGAAAUGCCUGGAUCAUUCAACGACCUCAACGUGCUUGCUAAGUCCCCGUUGUUUGACGAGCUGACUGCUGGUCGAACCCCUCAGAUCCAAUUUCAAGCUCAAGAGGGGUAUAGGAAGGGUGUGGAGAGAUGUUUCGGCAUUUUACAGACGGUCUUUAGUAUUGUUCGAGGAGCAGCUCGUGGCUGGGAAAGAGAAGACCUUCUAUACAUCAUGCUGACUUCUAUUACAUUAUACAACAUGAUAAUCGAGGAUGAAAUACCAGAUGACAACGAUGAGGAUUUGGAGUCCGAUGAAGAAGAGGCUAACAAUAUGUGGCCCAGGUUGGCCUAG